CAUCAUCACCCCAGAACAUCGGUGUGGAAAAUGUUUUAGGAAGUAUAUCUAUAUAAAAAAAAAUACAAAUGCAAAAUAUUUUUAGUAUAUGUAAAAAAAAAUUGAACACAAAAAAUCUUACUGCUUACCAAAGUAGGGUUUCCAAAAUGAAUCAGGCUUUUGGCUCUCAUACAUCAUACAGAGAAUUAAAGGAAGCCAGCCCUCAAGAUUAUCCAGUUUAUCACCUAUUCCUGGCUCUUGUCUUAGUCGUGAAGUCAAAGGAGAUAGUAGCAGACUUCUCGGCAAGGAAAACAAAAUUUCUCCUUCCUACUCACAAUGUUAGACUCAUCGAUUUUGACAGAUUUAACUUACUUUAAUGUCAUUCUUUGCCGUAAUUCCACGUCCUGCUCCCUCACUGCGGUAAUCUCCGAUUUCAAUAUUCUCAGAGAGAGUGGCACCGUUACUUUCAAGCCAUUUCCAGAAGAUCUCGCUUGUUUUCUCAAAUAAAUCUGUCAUUGGGAAGAGUGAUGAGUAUGAGGGCUGGUCCCAAGAACAACUCCUGGAACGAAUCGAAUCUCUCGAAUCAGAACAAAUGGACAAAAAAAGAAAAAAGAAGAAGCCACGCAGAGAACGUCCAUUCGAUAUGACCCGAUACUGCAGACGAAGAGUUGCAUUUAAAGUAGCUUAUCUUGGUUGGAAUUACCUUGGAUUUGCUGCCCAAGCUGAUAAUGAGAAAACUCCUACGGUGGAAGGACAUCUUUUUCGUGCCAUGAAGGAGUGUAAACUCAUCAAUGACCCCGAAGAGGCAAACUUUUCUCGCUGCGGGCGUACGGACAAAGGUGUUAGUGGACUUGGUCAAGUGAUUUCUCUAGAUGUCCGAAGUCUGUUAACUCAGGAAGAACUUGAUAAUCCCGAACUUGAGAAAGCAGCCCGUAACCGUGAGUUGCCUUACAUUGAUACAAUUAACCGUCUUCUCCCUCCCGACAUUCGUAUUCUCGCCUGGUCGCCUGUAAAGCCUGAUUUUGAUGCACGAUUCAACUGCCUUUCCCGCACAUACAAGUACUUUUUCAACAAAGGAAAUCUCAAUAUACAAGCCAUGCAAAAGGCGGCUGAAUAUAUUAAAGGCACUCACGAUUUCCGUAACUUUUGCAAAAUCGAUCCUACCAAAGAUAUAACUAAUUACCAACGUACUGUGAUCCGACUCGAUAUUCAACCAGUUCACACCUUGGAUACUCAGAAACUCGGCACAAAUCUCAUGUUUUACGAAGUUGUCCUAACUGGAUCAGCAUUUUUGUGGCAUCAAGUGCGCUGCAUUAUGGCUAUCCUUUUCUUGGUUGGUCAGGAACUUGAAGAGCCUGAGGUGGUCCAUGAUUUGAUGGAUAUUGAAAAGUGCGAUGCUAGACCAGAUUAUCCUAUGGCCAGUGAUCUUCCUCUGAUGCUGUAUGAUAGUGAAUACAAGGAUCUUGAAUGGGUUCAUGCUACGGAAGGAAACUUCCCCAGCCCCCUGAGAGUGUAUGGUCACUUACAAGAGCAAUGGUGUGUGUCCAUGACUCGUGGAUUGAUGUGCCAGACCAUGCUAGGCUGUGUCAAUGAGUUUAUGGUUUCUGACCACGAUGGAAAUCCUAUGUGUGUCCAGGACAGAGUACAACUGAAAGAGAAGCCUUCAAACGGUAUUUCGACUGUUAUAUUGGGCGGUGGACAAGAGAUGCGCAUGACCAAAUACCGAAAACUUAUUGAGCGCAAGAGAGGUGAUUCUGAUAAGGUUAAGAAGGACAAGUACAGAGCAAGAAAGAAGGCAAAGCUGUCAAAUUAAGAAGAAAAAUAUAUUAUAUAAGCACGAAUUGUAAAUAGUAAAAUACAUAGAAAACACCCAGCCAAUCCUAUUUUCUCUUAUGUCUUGAAUUAUAAAUUAAACAAAUUGGUGAUAACGUUCAGGCAAAUAAACAGUAAUUGGU
Messenger RNA from Phycomyces blakesleeanus NRRL 1555(-), 1934 nucleotides. RefSeq lists its product as hypothetical. NCBI's taxonomy places the organism in Eukaryota, Fungi, Mucoromycota, Mucoromycetes, Mucorales, Phycomycetaceae. Gene Ontology annotation, molecular function: RNA binding; pseudouridine synthase activity. The transcript has 2 exons. Gene Ontology annotation, biological process: mRNA pseudouridine synthesis; tRNA pseudouridine synthesis. The record is from RefSeq and is a predicted model, not a curated record. Gene Ontology annotation, cellular component: cytoplasm; nucleus. The coding region runs from base 572 to 1792 and encodes 406 amino acids.